CCAUGGUUCACUUGGCAUGUUCCUGAGGAAAUUCUGUGGUGUCCUUUGGAGAAGGCAUUCUAGAAGACACAGGAAGAGCUGAGGCAGUUGUCGUUGGAGUCUGGGAGCAUCCCACACAGGCCUCAAGGCUGGCAGGGUGCUCCCAUCACUGCAGAGAACAGUCUGAAAAUGCAGGCAGUUCCAACUAAGGGGGAGACGAAUAAGGAUUGCUGUAUGAAAACUGAACUGCUGGCAGAAGAGACCCCCAUGGCUGCCGACGAGGGUUCGGCAGAGAAGCAGGGAGGAGAGGCCCAUAUGGCUGCCGAUGGUGGAACCAAUGGGUCUUGUGAAAACAGUGAUGCCAGCAGUCACCCCAGUGCAGCAAGACACACUCAGGAGAACACAAAGGCCAGCCCACAGGAGGGCACCAACAAACUAGCCCGGAUUGCGGAAAAUGGGAUCUCAGAAAGAGACACUGACGUGGGUAAGCAAAACCACGUCAGAGGUGACGACUUCACACAGACUUCCGUCCUGGGGAGCAAUGGGUACUUCUUGAGUAAGCCCCUGCUGCAGGAGCAGCCCGCACGGACUGGCGGCACCUUGACCGCAUCGCUUCCUGGUCACGCGGCGAAAACCCUUCCUGGGGGAGCUGGCAAGGGGAGGACUCCAGGCUCUCUGUCUCAGAUGCCAGCCCCAGUGCCAGCCCAGCUGGGGGAGGGGAGCAAGGACGCAGACGAGAAGAAGCCUGCGAGCCCAAGCCCCGACGCCAAGGUUCACCGAGCGCGGAAGACCAUGCCGAAGUCCGCCCCGGGCCUGCAUGCAGCCAGUAAGGACCCCAGAGAAGCUCGAGAUCAUAAGGAGUCAAAAGAGGAGAUCAACAAAAACAUUUCUGAUUUUGGAAGACAGCAGCUUUUACCCCCCUUCCCAUCCCUUCAUCAGUCGCUACCUCAAAACCAAUGCUACGUGGCCACCACAAAGUCACAGACAGCUUGCUUGCCUUUUGUUUUAGCAGCUGCAGUAUCUCGGAAGAAAAAACGAAGAAUGGGAACCUAUAGCCUGGUUCCUAAGAAAAAGACCAAAGUAUUAAAGCAGAGGACGGUGAUUGAGAUGUUUAAGAGUAUCACUCAUUCCACUGCGGGGCCCAAGGGCGAGAAGGAGCUGGCCGACGGCACCCUGCACGUGAACGGGGAGAGCUUGGAGGUGUACUCGGAGGAGGAUGAGUCCGACGAGCUGGACGAGGAGGAGGAUCAUGGGGCGGAGCAGGCAGCUGCGUUCCCCACAGAGGACAGCAGGACCUCGAAGGAGAGCAUGUCCGAGACCGACCGCACCCACAAGAUGGAUGGCGAGUCUGAAGAGGAGCAAGAGUCGGCAGACACUGGGGAGGAAGAGGAAGAUGGAGAUGAGUCCGACUUGAGUUCUGAAUCUAGCAUUAAGAAGAAAUUUCUCAAGAGGAAAGGGAAGACUGACAGCCCAUGGAUCAAACCAAGCAGAAAAAGAAGGCGGAGAAACAAAAAGAAGCCAAGCAGUGCACUAGGUUCUGAAGCAUAUAAGCCACCAGGAAGCACGGAGCAGACUGCACCUGGAGACGGCGCGGGGUACACGGAAGUCUCCCUGGACUCUCUGGAUCUCCGCGUCCGAGGGAUCCUCUCCUCACAAGCAGAAGGGCUGGCCAACGGUCCUGCCGUGGGGGAGACGGACGGCCUCCAGGAAGUGCCUCUCUGCAGCUGCCGCAUGGAAACCCCGAAAAGCCGAGAGAUCACCACCCUGGCCAACAACCAGUGCAUGGCUACCGAGAGCACGGACCACGAACUGGGCAGGUGCACGAAUGGCGUGGUGAAGCACGAGCUGAUGCGUCCGUCCAACAAGGUGCCGCUGCUGGUGCUGUGUGAGGACCACAGAGGGCGCAUGGUGGAGCACCAGUGCUGCCCCGGCUGCGGCUGCUUCUGCACGGCGGGUAGUUUCAUGGAAUGUCAGCCUGAAAGCAGCGUCUCUCAUCGAUUCCACAAAGACUGUGCCUCCCGGGUCAACGACACCAGCUACUGUCCCCACUGCGGGGAAGAGGCCGCCAAGGCCAAAGAGGUGACAAUCGCCAAGGCAGACACGACGUCCACAGCGACCCCCGCCCACGGGCAGGAGAAGACGCCCACCGAGGGCCGGGCUGACACCACCACGGGCAGCGGCCCUGGACCCCAGCUCUCUGAGGAGGAGAAGCCACAGAGCCCCCCCCUGCAGCCCCCCGAGGGCUUCGACCUGACGGGGCCGUCGGGAUUUGUGAAGCCCGCGCCCGGCCUGCCCCAGGGACCAGGGAAAGAAACCUUGGAGAGCGCUUUGAUUGCUCUGGAUUCGGAAAAACCCAAGAAGCUUCGCUUCCACCCCAAGCAGCUGUACUUCUCUGCCAGGCAAGGGGAGCUGCAGAAGGUGCUGCUCAUGCUGGUGGACGGCAUCGACCCCAACUUCAAGAUGGAGCACCACGGCAAGCGCUGCCCCCUGCACGCCGCGGCGGAGGCCGGCCACGUGGACGUCUGCCACAUGCUCAUCCAGGCGGGCGCUAAUAUUGACACCUGCUCAGAGGACCAGAGGACGCCCCUGAUGGAGGCAGCAGAAAACAACCACCUGGACGCAGUGAAGUACCUCAUCAAAGCAGGGGCACUGGCAGACCCUAAGGACGCAGAGGGCUCCACGUGUCUGCACCUGGCUGCCAAGAAAGGCCACUACGACGUGGUUCAGUACCUGCUUUCGAACGGACAGAUGGACGUCAACUGUCAGGAUGACGGUGGCUGGACGCCGAUGAUCUGGGCCACCGAAUACAAGCACGUCGAGCUGGUGAAGCUGCUGCUCUCCCAGGGCUCGGACGUCAACAUCCGAGACAAUGAGGAGAACAUCUGCUUGCACUGGGCAGCGUUUUCAGGCUGUGUGGACAUAGCGGAGAUACUCUUGGCCGCCAAGUGUGACUUACAUGCAGUCAACAUCCAUGGCGACUCGCCCCUGCACAUCGCCGCCAGGGAGAACCGCUAUGACUGUGUCGUCCUCUUCCUCUCUCGGGACUCCGAUGUCACCCUCAAGAACAAGGAAGGGGAGACGCCCCUGCAGUGCGCCCGGCUGAGCUCGCAGGUGUGGGCCGCCCUGCACAUGAGCAAGGCCCUGCGCGCCGCCGCGGACAGGCCCUCCCCGGCGGAGAGGACGGUGGCCAGGGACAUUGCGCGAGGCUAUGAGCGCAUCCCCAUCCCCUGCGUCAACGCCGUGGACAGCGAGCCGUGCCCCAGCAACUACAAGUACGUGCCCCAGAGCUGCGUGACGUCCCCCAUGAACAUCGACAGAAACAUCACUCACCUGCAGUACUGUGUGUGUGUGGACGACUGCUCCUCCAGCAACUGCAUGUGUGGCCAGCUCAGUGUGCGCUGCUGGUACGGCAAGGACGGCCGGCUCCUGCCCGAGUUCGACAUGGCGGCGCCCCCGCUGAUCUUCGAGUGCAACCACGCGUGCGCCUGCUGGAGGAGCUGCCGGAACAGGGUGGUGCAGAACGGCCUCAGGGCGAGGCUGCAGCUCUACCGGACACAGAACAUGGGCUGGGGCGUGCGGUCCCUGCAGGACAUCCCCCUGGGCACCUUCGUCUGCGAGUAUGUCGGCGAGCUGGUCUCAGACUCAGAAGCUGAUGUUCGGGAGGAAGAUUCUUACCUGUUUGACCUGGACAAUAAGGACGGGGACGUGUACUGCAUAGACGCGCGCUUCUACGGCAACGUCAGCCGCUUCAUCAACCACCACUGCGAGCCGAACCUGGUCCCGGUGCGCGUCUUCGUGUCCCACCAGGACCUGCGGUUCCCGCGCAUCGCCCUCUUCAGCACCCGCCCCAUCGAGGCCGGCGAGCCGCUGGGGUUCGACUAUGGAGACCGCUUCUGGGACAUCAAGGGCAAGCUGUUCCGCUGCCAGUGUGGCUCCCCCAAGUGCCGGCACUCGAGCACAGCCCUGGCGCAGCGGGCGGCCAGCUCGGCCCUGGACCAGGAGCACGGCCUGCCGGACACCAGCUCCUCCUGCGCUGCCGACCCCCUAUGAGGCCACGGCUGCCGCUGCCUUGCUGGGGUCAGAUCCUGUCCGCCUGGCGCUUGAGGACAGGGACGGGAUCCGCAGACGGAGGCUGAGGCGACACUGAACUGGAGCUGUGCCGCUGGCUCCGGAGGAUGUGCGGACGGGCGCCUCGGGGCCCCCCACCCGGUGGCCUGAGGGUGGGGGGUGGGCCCGGCGCCCCUGGGAUCCCCGGCCUCACAUGCACAGGGCUGGGAGCCGGCUCCAGGCUCACCGCCUGCCUCGAGACUGGACUCACGCCAGCCCUGCUCCGUGAGCGUCUGGCCGUGGCUUUGCUGUUUUGAGGGUCCUCCUUGCUCCCUCUGAUUUUUGUGGUUCCCAGCUGCAGCCCGGGGUUCCUUCUGGCAGUGUUCUCCACGAAGAUGCUGUCGGCCGGACAUCGGCGGCACCGCCUCCCCUGGUGCGAGCCUGCCAAAGCCGCCCCGCUGCCACGCUGUCGCCACCACCGCGGCCUGAGGGAGAAGGUCGGUGUACUUUUUAAAUGAAAUCCUGGCCCCGGCCUGGGUGUCGGCCCUCCGCUGGCGAGUCUGCCGGACGGCGGCCUGGGGGCACCGCGGGCACUGGAGGCCGCCCCGGCCAGCCCGAGGGACACCGGCACCUCCUGUUGAUUUUUAAGCCACAUGCUAUGAUGAUGAAUAACCUGAUUUAUUUUCUACCAUUAUUGAACAUUAGGACAAACAAAAAAUAAAAAAAAAAACACAAAACACAAACAACGGUGCUGAUUCUGGUGUGAUCUUUACUCACCACAUAAAGUAAACCAUCAACUGUACAAAGAGAACAAAGUGAUUUUAGAAUAAAAUGCAGGAAAAACUUUUUUUAAAAUGUUAGUCUUGUAGUGCGAAUAAAUUCGCCGUCACCUUUUGUGUGAUGGCUCGGCAGGUCACGUCCUUUUUUUUGGCAUCUAUCUUUUUAAAAACUGUAACUAGUGCAGUGACAGUGGGUUUUGUGCGACUCUUCUAAAACAUUCAUGAUGCAGUCAUGUUUAUUUUUUUCUGUUAAAAUGUUUUUGACAGUUUUAAGAGCAGUCUUUUGGCUCAGACCAUUUCUUGUUCUGUUUUCAAUGAAAUCAAUAAAAAAAGAAGUACUUUAAA
Molecule: messenger RNA, 5150 nt
Organism: Choloepus didactylus (southern two-toed sloth)
Lineage: Eukaryota; Metazoa; Chordata; Mammalia; Pilosa; Megalonychidae
Gene: EHMT1
Product: euchromatic histone lysine methyltransferase 1
Exons: 27
Coding region: 169-4029 (1286 amino acids)
Cellular component (GO): nucleus
Molecular function (GO): histone H3K9 methyltransferase activity; zinc ion binding; p53 binding
Source: RefSeq, a predicted model, not a curated record